Messenger RNA from Dimorphilus gyrociliatus, 2104 nucleotides. NCBI's taxonomy places the organism in Eukaryota, Metazoa, Annelida, Polychaeta, Dinophilidae. The record is from the annotation of a GenBank genome assembly.
AAUGGAUGGAAUAUUUUUAAGAUAUCAUUAUGAUAAGAUGGAAAGCGUGUUGGGAGAAGAUUUAAAAUUUCAACUACAUUUAAAGAAGUGUGGUAUCGUUCCAAGUGAUAUUCCUUCCCCUUCGAAGGAUUUUCAAACGUUGUUCAAUGAAUAUAUAGUUAAGAGCCAAAUUUCAACAAUAGUUGAUAUUUUAUACGAAAUGAAUAAAUCGAAAUACGAAACAUUGGCGAACGAUAUGACAAAUACUUGGAAUUCUUUAAUAGACGACUGCAAAAAACAGGUACGAAAUAAAUUGGCUAAAAUUCAAAAGUUUGCCUUUUUUAAAGCGAAUUCAGCUUAUGUUAAAUUUGAAGAGAUAUCAACGUCAAUUCAAUUGGCAUCCUAUAAUUUGUCAUUGGGCGAUAGCAAUGAUCUAUUCUACGAUGAACGUGAAUUUCUGGAAACUAUAAACAAAGGGUGUAGUGAGAGGAUAUUGAUUUGCGGAGAUGCUGGUAUUGGUAAAACUUUUCACUCUUUAAAACUAUUAUACUUGUGGGCUUGUAAAAAUGAAUUAUUACAAGAUUAUCUAGUACUUUACGUUAAUCUUGGAGAUAUACAAAGUAACGAUAGUUUUGAAUCAGUUCUAUUCAAUACAAACUUUUCAAAAGAUUCACCAAUAACUAAACAACUACUCGCCUACUAUUUAUCGGAACAAUGCAAGGAUAAAAAGAGAAGAAUACUAUUACUGUUAGAUGGCGCUGAUGAGUUAAAAUUUAAAAAUUCCUAUUUUAAUUCUAUAAUAAAUGGAGAUAAGAGAUUAAAAGUUGACUUUUCAGUUAUUGUUUGGUCUAGAAAAUGGAGAAUAAAGUCGAUUAUGCAUACUUUUGAUUCUUGUUUUGAAAUUAAAGGUUUUAGCACAGUUCAAUUACUUGAAUUUUUUCAAAAUUAUUUCAACGAAACAAACAUUGACAAUACAUCAAAAGCUACUUCGAAACAGACAGAGGAAAAUGAUGAUUCAGCAAGAACAACUAAUUAUAAAAGUAAUAGAAAAUCUAAAAUUUUAUGGAACUUUUUAAAUGUUGAAAAGAAACAUAUUAUUGAAUUGUGUAAAAAUCCACUUUUUGCCUGUUUAACGGCAGGUAUUUGGGAUGAGAAACAAAAUAAAAUUCAUAAUAAUGAAUCAUCGAUCUAUAAAGAAGCGGUUGAGGUACUCUUUUCCAUUAAAGGCUUAUCAAUAAACCAUCCUAAUUACAAGAAAUUCUACGACCAAUGUUCAAAAUUGGCAUUUGAAAAUUUACUUUUUAACACACCAAUCGUAAUAAAUGAUAUUCAACUGGAUUCUGAAUUAUUUGCUGGUAUAAUAAUUCCAUUAGACGAAAGACAGGAGAAUAAAGAAGAAAUCAACAAGUAUAAAUUCAUUCAUUUCCUAUUUCAAGAGUAUUUUACAGCUCAAUAUAUUAUUGAACAAUUCAAUAACGAAAUGAAUGAUAACAACGAUUAUUCAAACAAUUCAAUUUCAAUGAUUAUAAGAGAUUUUAAAAAUCUAUUCCUAUUAAAGAACGUUUUGAUUUUUAUUAGGGAAAUUAAUGAUAGAAUCUUUUCGGAAAUUGCUAAAAUUAGAGAUGAUACAUUCCUUGUUCUAGAAUCGGAAGAAAUUUAUAAACUUAUCCGAUGUAGGCCUAAUGUAAUUAAUUUAAAAAAUAUUUCACUUUCAACAGUUACGUGGAAAACAAUUAUAUAUAUUUAUAAUGCAAAUAUAACGGAUAUCAAUUUUAAAUAUGUAAAAUUUCAAUUUCAACAAUUGUUGAAUUUAUGUUCAGAACAUUUGAAAAAUUCACUUAAAGUAUUAAAAAUUCAAUACGUCGCUGAUGAAGAAGAAGAAGAUCUUUGCACUAUUGAAAAUACUAUUGAAAAUUUAUUAAAACUAGAGAUUUUACAUUUAAAAGAUGUACCUUUUAAAAAGUCAAUUAAUUCACCUAUAGAAUUGGUUAGCGUUUUAUUAAUUGAUUUUCAAAUGAAUAAUUGUAAUAUUCGAUGUUUUGGUAAUGACAAAAUCAACUUUACAUGCCCUAAUAUUAAAAGAAUUGAUCUAACAAGAAAUGAUUUUAAUGGUAAGUUCAAUUAG